This is a messenger RNA of Bolinopsis microptera, 2071 nucleotides long. Its product is annotated as calcium-binding protein 39-like. The record is from RefSeq and is a predicted model, not a curated record. Gene Ontology annotation, biological process: intracellular signal transduction. The transcript has 11 exons. Gene Ontology annotation, molecular function: protein serine/threonine kinase activator activity. Lineage: Eukaryota; Metazoa; Ctenophora; Tentaculata; Lobata; Bolinopsidae. The coding region runs from base 66 to 1157 and encodes 363 amino acids.
CAACACUACUAUAUAACAAAUAAUUUGAGGUAAUAGAAAAGUUCUUGAAGUAGGGUCGUAGGGAGAUGCCCCUGGCCCUUUUUAGGUCAGAAAAGACACCUCAGCAACUUGUGCAAAAUUUGAAGUCGGUUCUUACGCAGCUUGUAAAAGAGCAUGAGCAAGGUGAACAGGCUAAUGCAAAGAAGCUUGAGAAGAUAAACGAUGACGUCACAAAGUACCUGUUGAACACGAAACAUGCUCUCAUGGGGACCCCCGGGCAAGAGCCACAGUUGGAGAUGAUAGUGCAGUUAUCAGAUGAGAUCCACAAGAAUGAUAUCAUACUUCUUCUCAUCAGAUGCCUCCGAUUUAUUGACUUUGAGGGUAAGAAAUACACCAGUCAGAUAUUGAGUAACCUGCUGAAGAGGCAAAUAGGGACCCGAUACCCGACUGUUGAGUACAUCUUGUCCCAGAAAAAGACUGAAAACGAGUCAAGCUUUAACGACAUAUUAGAUGAACUUAUUCAAGGGUACGAUCACCAAGAAAUUGCUCUACAUUCCGGGCUGGUGCUCAGAGAAUGUACGAAACACGAUUCCAUUGCCUCCAUAGUUCUCUCCGAUCAGAAAUUCUUUGAUUUCUUUGUUUACGUUGAAGUCUCUACGUUUGACAUCGCCUCUGAUGCUUUUGUCACAUUUAAGGAUUUGCUAACUGUACAUAAGAACUCGGCAGCUCAGUUUCUAGAAAAGAAUUAUGAUAGAUUUUUCACUGAUUACAAGAAACUGUUAAAGUCAGAGAACUACGUUACGCGUAGACAGUCUCUAAAGUUACUGGGUGAAUUGUUACUCGAUCGGCACAACUAUUUGACGAUGGACAGAUAUAUUGGAAGUGCUGAUAAUCUCAAGCUAAUGAUGACUAUGUUGGCGGAUGGCAGCCGAAGUAUUGCCUAUGAAGCCUUUCACGUUUUUAAAAUCUUCGUCGCGAACCCCAACAAGAAAAAGGAGGUUCUAGACAUUCUUCUUAAAAAUAAAGAAAGACUUAUUGACUUCCUAUCUAAAUUCCAAAGCGAUAGGAAAGAAGAAGAGCAAUUUCACGAAGAGCGGGAGUACCUUAUCAAACAAGUGAAAUCCUUACAGCGGCCCGUGGAACCGAGCCCUGCGGCUGCAAACGCCCCGGAACAAUAGUCCAUUUGUACAUAAUUAGAUAUAUUAUAUAGUGCUUGAUUUGCUCUUACCACCCUUUUAAAUGUGUUUUGGAAGAUCGUUUGUAUAUCAAUAGCAAGGAUCACCAAUAUUGGAUCAUGCAGUUUUUUCAAUGAAAUCUUAAGCGUUGAGGUACUGAAGAUUAUCACCUCUUUCAAUUAGGCUUGAUCGCCACACACAUUCUUUAUUAUGUUAGUUAAUAAACUAAGUUACAAAAGGUUGAGCCUCUAAAAGUCUAAAGUGGUGUAACACCAUUUUUGCUUAACAAUAGUGAAUAGUUCCAAUAUCCAACGUAAUUGGGAAACUCGAAACGAGUCAAUCAAACGCACGAAUUUCAGUCGCAAAUGGUUCACCUUUAAUAAUAGGCAUCAUAAAUUAUGAUGACCAUUGCUGUCGUCUGUUUACCAAUCUAAAUAAUGAAACUUGCCAUUUUUCAUCCCUUUUAAAAUUUCUAUUAAGCUGGUUCAUGCUGACCGAAAUGCGGUACGAUUAAAACUUUGAUUAUGUUCAUAUCAAUCAAGAAGACCAAUUUUCGCACCUUUUUGAAGUAAAGUAUGUUUUGGAAUUUUUUAGUUGUGAAUACGUUGCAUAGCACUAUACUGGGAUGCAAACUGUGGCUCUUGCUAACGCCAAUCCGAUCAUGGACUGGAAUUUUAUUAACGACUAUCUUGAUCUUAGGGUGUGCUGGAAUUAUUGUUGGUCGGAAUGUUAAAUUCGAAGAUUGGGUAUUUAAAGAAUUGGGGUCCAUGAAGUUCACAUGCCAGUCGUGUGUUAGGUUUUGUCAGAUUGGGGUUGAUCGUUAAAACGGGGACGUUAUGUUAGUUCUACAGUUUAUAUCUGCCAUGUAAAAUUAUUUUAUGCUUAAUAUUUUUGGUUCAUCUAAAUUCACUGCGUUA